This is a messenger RNA of Bradysia coprophila, 1494 nucleotides long. RefSeq lists its product as uncharacterized. NCBI's taxonomy places the organism in Eukaryota, Metazoa, Arthropoda, Insecta, Diptera, Sciaridae. The record is from RefSeq and is a predicted model, not a curated record.
GAUAAAUGCAUAACGAAAAUAAAAUCCAAUAGAAGUUCAUAACCAAAACGGCAAUAAAGACAAAACCAUUCAGUAUACAGCAGUGCAUUCUAAAUUAAAAUUUUACAUUUCGAGGAAGUGUUAAAUGAACGUGUUAAAUGCAAUCAUAACUGAAUGCUGAACCUAUUACAAUGACCUCGUAUUCGAAAUAUUUCAAAAUUGUGACGGAAAAUGCAAACUGUGCAGACUUUGUGCAUUGUGGAGAUACAUGCAUGGAAAUGUUGCGCUGGAAUGCUAUUAACUAUUUGUACGGAUGCUGUAAAUACAUUGCACCCAUAUCAGUGAUACCAAUUUUACUGAAGUUUCGUGAAUUAAAUGUGGAACUUAUAAAGCAAUGUUCCAAAAAAUUCCUGGAGUAUUCGGCGGCCGCAUGGUUGAUGAGUGUUACUGGUCUGUCGUUUAUGUGCGUUUAUCACAAAUUACUUGGAAAAUUUUACAUGUGGUCCAUACUGGCUAUACCUGCUGCAUCAGGUGCACUGAUUUGCACCUUAAUUUGCUCGAAUCGUUUAAUACUUAUGUUUAGUCGUGGACUAUCAACUAUGGUAACGGAAGCGAUCAUAAAAUUAUAUGCAGAUCAUAAUGUCGUCCUUCGUCUGCUGAGAGAUUCGACGUCAGCACUAACUGUCGCGUUUAUGGUUGCAAAUACGUCGAUAAUUUAUGCUUUGCGACAGAUAAAGUCUGAUGUGUUUUGGUUUAUUCAACCAUUCAAAACAGGAAAGAAUUUUGUUCCAUUUGAACAGAUUGCUAGUCCUGUCGUUGAUCGUAUACUUCCUGCAGACAGACAUUAUUGUCAACACAAAAAUAGUUGCGACACUUUUCUGAAACAGGAAAUUUUUAAUUAUUUGAAAAUUGGAAUCGGCAUCGAGUUCGGUAGAAUAUUACUCGGUAACAUCAAAGACAUUGUACAGCAACCAUUAAAGUUUUUUGUGUUCGAAUUCCUGAAAAAGAUAAAAUUAAAUUUUAUCUGCUUUUUGACGGGUUAUGCAGGAAUUUAUCGAAUUUUAACUUGUCUGCUGACUCGCUUUUAUAAGGAAGACUGUCCACAAAUUCAUCUCAUAUCAUCAUUUAUUUCUGGAAUUGCAUUUUACGCAUAUCCUCAAUUAUCACUGUUCGGUCAUGCGUUUGCUACAGCCGUGGAACUACUAUGGACAUUAUAUUCAAGUGAUCAUCCUAAAAAAACACAUUCGAGAUGGUCAUGGUCAAUGAUGACCGCUUUAAAAAGGAUUUCAUGGUCACGAGUCAUUUAUCCGACAUUUUUCGGAUAUCUGUGUUACUUGAGACCAUUUUAUCCGUGGGCCACUCCGAAAAUGAUGAUGUCUAUUUUGCGUGGAGUCACAUUGAACAGGGAGACUCGGAUUAUGAAGGAGUACUGCAAUCGCUUACUGAAGCACAGCGAUCCAAAUGUUUUGUAUUUGUUCGGAAGAAUGUAGGAAAAUAAAUUUUUUCUUGUUAACA